This is a messenger RNA of Naegleria fowleri, 303 nucleotides long. RefSeq lists its product as uncharacterized. The transcript has a single exon. The record is from RefSeq and is a predicted model, not a curated record. Lineage: Eukaryota; Heterolobosea; Eutetramitea; Acrasida; Naegleriidae. Bases 1 to 303 code for a protein of 100 amino acids.
AUGUUGGACUUUCAAAACUAUAGAAAUCAAACUGGUUUCAUUGGUACCACCUAUGUACCAACCAAGGUGAAUAAUAACUUGCUUGGCUCCGUAGGGACCACGGGUAAUCAUCAUCAUCAUCAUCACCAGCAUCAUUAUGGACUCUCCUCCUCUCCAAAGGUGAUACGUCCCGUGAUGUGUCCCUGCAAGUCAUCAUCGGAGGUGGAAGUUGGAAAGCUGUUGGAUAUGGCUCUUCUGAAACGACAAAACCUCAUGAUGAGCAAGCAAACCACAACAUCAACCACUUCCGCAACUAAAUUCUAA